AUGUCAACAAUUUUCGAUCCUCGAGUUUAUGUCUGGUUCCUUUGGGAAAACGGGCAGUAUAUGCUCAACAAGCACAGCAGCAAAGUUCGUCAACGGGGUCAACAAGCGAUACAGCUUCAACGAGCGGGACAGCUUCAACAAGCGAUACAGCUUCAACGAGCGGGACAGCUUCAACAAGCGAUACAGCUUCAACGAGCGGUACAGGUUCAACGAGCGAUACAGCUUCAACGAGCGGUGCAGCUUCAACAAGUGAUACUUCAAGUACUUCGGGUACAGCUUCCGAGUCAACAACAGAGAGCACCCAGCGAAUCAUCUGAAUCUAGUACAAGCGCACAGACAACGACUACCACCAAUGCGAAUCCGAAUCCA
Molecule: messenger RNA, 369 nt
Organism: Ostertagia ostertagi
Lineage: Eukaryota; Metazoa; Nematoda; Chromadorea; Rhabditida; Trichostrongylidae
Source: the annotation of a GenBank genome assembly